GUUUUCUGAAAUUCAAAAUUUGCUACAGCAAGAUGAGUGUGAAAAAAAAGGCUGCACUUGUCAUCAGCUGGCAGAAGUCAUUUUCCAUCAUGGCCCCUUGGAGGAAAGGUAAAGGACACAGUAAAAACACAUUACUGGACAGUGAGGUUGUCCUGACAAAAAUGAAGCUUUUUAUUGACCAGGACAACUCACACCCCGAGCUGAAUUCUCAGCUUGAUGAAAAGUCUGGGCAGCCUCAGAUCAAGCCUGGCUCCAAAUAUCUAUCUGCCAUUUUGUCGGAUACUCAUCUCUCAAACUUGUUCAAGUGUGAAUCAGAGGACUCUGGAGUGGAGCUCCCCAGUGGAGCUAAUUCACCAUCCACCCCAACAGGAUCUGAGCAGAGCUUUGUGGUGCACAGUCGAGAGUCUUCCUGUGACUCCUCCAACUUCAACUCUGAGCCCAUCGUCCUCUCUGACAGACUUGUUGCAGAUGCAAAGAGCACUGAGAAAAACCAGGCAAAUGACUCAGCGGAUAACAGUUUAAAUACAACAGUGGAUACACAGGAUAGUUUGUUAAUUCAUUCAAAUACACUUAUUUCUUCGGCUAUAGCAGUAGAGUUGCACAUAGGUGAGGAUGUGGACCACUGCAGGGUUUCAGGUCCUGAACAAAGUGAGGAUGCUGAAGAGUCCAGGGCUGUGACAGGAAGGACCUGCUCAGAGGAUACGAGGCUUGGAGAGCAAUCCUUAAUACAAAGCUGUGAUGACAUGACAAGCAAAGUCUUUGAACCCGAGCCUAUUAAAAGGAGUAUCACCAGUGACAGCCUGGAAGAGUACAUGGAUGAAUGCUGCAGAUUAAGUAAGGCACAGCAAGUGAGUUCCAGCCCGCUAUCUUCAGGACUCAGUUACCUGGAGCACAUCUGUCAACUCGUUGAGAAGAUCAGCCAGAUGCAGGAGACUAACCUCCAGCUGCAGAGGCAGAUCUGCAGUCUGCAAAAGGAAUGCAGGAUGAGAAAGGCCAAAGAGGACUUCUUCAAAGACUACUGCAGCUGUGGUGCAGCCAGUUUAGCCUUCCAGGAUUUUCAGGAAACGCAAUCCAGAGAUGAGUUUUCAUCAGCCAGUGGAACUCUCUCAGACCUGUCAGCCAUUCCAGAGGUCACACAGCACCCACUCAUAUUGACCGGUGGAGGAGUUACAGGUGAUGGUUUAACACUCGCUCCUCCGUGGAGGAAGAGCCUAAGCCAAAGGAGUUACGCUGAGGGGGAAGUCCACAGGGACAGCACUGAGGGGCUCUCCAUCCAUCAGCACACACUGAGUGAAAACAGCACAUGGGCCAGAGUCAAAGACAUGGUAAGGAAGACUAAGUUAAGGAAUCACAGCAGGCUGGGAACAGCCUCAGCUUCACUGAAGAUGUCCUGCCCACAGCUCUACAGACCUGAUCUGGAACCAGUACAACCAUCUAGCACCAGCAGGAACUCUAUGAUUGCUUUGGGCCACCGGAGUACAUUGGACUUCCCGUGGCUUGAGUAAGGAUCCGGGUAGUGAAGAGUGCUUUUUAUAAAAGAGCAGAACGACUUUAACAAAGACCAAAUGAUGCUGGCCAGACGACUGGGUUGUAGCAUCUCCAAAAUAAUAACAACAGUAGGUUUGAGUACUAAAGGGUCUGCUGUCCUAAUCAUGACAUCAUU
Messenger RNA from Pelmatolapia mariae (spotted tilapia), 1663 nucleotides. RefSeq lists its product as uncharacterized. Bases 33 to 1505 code for a protein of 490 amino acids. The record is from RefSeq and is a predicted model, not a curated record. The transcript is spliced from 7 exons. Lineage: Eukaryota; Metazoa; Chordata; Actinopteri; Cichliformes; Cichlidae.